Molecule: messenger RNA, 3257 nt
Organism: Tachysurus vachellii
Lineage: Eukaryota; Metazoa; Chordata; Actinopteri; Siluriformes; Bagridae
Gene: cd164
Product: CD164 molecule, sialomucin
Exons: 6
Coding region: 101-619 (172 amino acids)
Cellular component (GO): cytoplasmic vesicle
Source: RefSeq, a predicted model, not a curated record
GUGAUCUCUGUUUCAGUCUCACAAAUUGUUCUGGUCAUCCAGCAGAGCAAAGCACGUCCUGUUCUGUAAGAAACAACAACAAGCGAUCAGUAACAUCAAGAUGUUUUGGAGAAUUCUCUUCGUGACAGUUGUGCUGUCUGUUUUGGGCUCUUCUAUGGGUGCAGACAUGAACUGUACAAGCCUGACUAAUUGUGAAAAUUGCACACAAGCAGUUGGAUGUGUGUGGAUGACAUGCUCAGUUAAUAAUGCUACCUGUUAUAACAGCUCUACUGUUCCUGAAAGCAGCUGCAACAACACUUCUUGCGCAAUUGAAACAACCACUGUAUCGCCGAGCACUGCUACGACCACCAACGCCACUGCAGCGACCAAUGCCACCAGCUCAACAACCCCCGAGACCACUGCCACCAAUUCUACAUCUGCACCGGUCACCUCUUCCACUGCGAGUACCACUACGUCAAAUGCCACUACAACAGCACUGCCUCCGACCCCUUCGAAGAAAUCUACGUUCGACGCCGCCAGUUUCAUCGGUGGGAUCAUCCUCGUGCUCAGCCUGCAAGCUCUCAUCUUCUUCCUCUACAAGUUUUGCAAGUCCAAGGAUAGCAAUUACCACACUCUGUAAAGAAAAAGAAAAGAAAGAACCAAACAAAAAGAACAGAAAAGAAAAAAGCCUUUAGAAGCACCACAUUGCACAUCAUGUACACACACACACACACACACAUACACACACACAAACACACACACACACGCACCCUGAAGCAGUGGCAUUGUCACUUUUCCCAAUCCCUUGUCUAUAUUAGUUUCCUUAUUCACAGCUUCUGUCCAUUUUUAACACUUCUCCUUUAUCAGCCUUCUCCUUUAAAAAUAAUCGCUCCACCGCUCACAGUUCCAUUUUGUUCUCGUUUUCAAUGCCACUGCUUUACAAGGUGGGGGUUAAACAUUACAAAUCCCCACUUCCUUACAACGUAGCGUAAUCUGAGCUGCUUAGACACACACGAGUUCUCAUGAAGCCACACUGGUUGGUUGGUCGGGGUGUUUGUUUGUUUUAUCCGCACUUUGUUGAGAAAUCAUGAGAAAGGGGGGUGGAGCAAAUACGAUCCUUCACCUACACAAUUUUAGUUCUUAUCCCAAAGCCUUAGAUGUGUGUCAAAAUGUUUCGAUUGCUUUCAGUUGUCUGUUGUUUUUUUUUUUUGCCUGAAGCUUUGCUUUAAAAUAAUCACAUUUAGUGAAGUUUAUUUUUUUUUUGCUUUUUUUGUUGUUAGACUUUUCAUCAUUUUCAGCCAAGCCACAUGGCAUGAUCUGUCUAUUCGCAAUAAUAAAUCCUCAGUCCAUUUAACAACCAGGAUUAGUGAUAUUAAAGCCACUAGCCAAAAUCCAGUGCUAAAUACGGUAAUAAUGAAGCGUAUUGUAAACCUGAAAGUGUUUUGUUUGUUUGUUUUUUCCAAGAGGGUUUGAGACAGUGGUUGGUUUGAGUUGCUUUUUGCCUCCUCCUUCUUUUGCGCCUUAAAUGUGUAAAAGUUUAGACUCUGGUUUGCCACUUCCUGCUGGAGCGGGGUGUGUGUGUGUGUGUGUGUGUGUGUGUGUGUGUGUGUGUGUGUGUGUGUAUGCUCUCUAUAUUAUCAGUGAGGUUGAUUGAGGCUGCCAGCUGGACUGUUUGCUAUAUUAUUAAGAAUAUAUUAAUUAAGGGUUAAUUAGCAUUAGCUCAAGUCUGCGUCAGGGUUUCUUGACUUUGGCUUUCGAGCCUCUCUGCCUUACGCUUUUCUGCUACGCUUUUCAAGGCCUUUCACCUGGAAGGGAGCAAACUUCAAUGUUGAAGUUGAACUGAAGAAUCAAAAGGAAGGUUCUGUUGUGAAAAUCCUACGGUACUUUAAAAAAAAAAAAAAAAAAAAAAUCACUAAACGCUUUUUUUCAUGCUCUUUUGUGCUGAUUUUGCCAAAUGUAUCUGUGAUUUGAGGUCAGAGGUCAGAAAUCGUUCACAUCCUGUUUUUGUCCAGUCUCUGAGAAGUUUUGAAAUUUUUUCAUUGCCUAGUAACAAGAUAUGAGCUUAUUAUGGGGAUUUUUUUGUUCUUUUUCUUUUUCGAUCUGCCAAAAUACAUGUGAGCGUGUUGCUGUGUGUUGAGUUUGAUGCACUGUUUAUGGAGAAGAGGAAGUGUCUGACAUCCGAUGAUCCCGCUGCUGAUCAGGUGACGCCGUCUGUUGUGAUAAACAACUUGUCAUUCUGUCAGGUUGGGUUCUUAAAAAAAAAAAAGCUGGUUGUGUGCCAUUUUUGUUUGUUUGUUGUUUUUUUUAAUUAUUAUUAAUAUUUUUCUUUAUGACUUUUGAUUAGCGCCUUAAUCGUUGCUGUCGGUUUGACGACGUGCUCUGGAAGGCAUGUUUAUUUUUUUGCCUUGCACAUGGAUUAGUCACGCUAAACGCUAAUACAAAAUACGACGCUCACCGGUUUGCUCUGAGUAUAUUUUACUUUUAAUUUUUAUGUAGCGAGGCUUGCUGGGAAAAACAACCGGAGUCAAGUUGUGUCAAGGGUAUCCAGCAUUGAAGGAUUUUUUUUUUUAACAUAAGAGAUGCUAGUCAAUUUUCAGAUCAAGAGCUACCCCCUUCUUUCUCUCUCUCUCGUCUCGUAUCCUCACAGUCAGACUCAGAGCUCCACAGUGAUGGGAUUAGACCCACGCUGAAACAUGAGCACUGUUAUCUCCAUGGAAACAGCCUUGACAAAACGAACCCACUUUUAUUUUUGUUGUUUUCUUCCUGAACUCGAAUCUCUUCUUUCUCGUCGCACCUCUUGUAAACGAAGUGCCUUACUGAUGUAGAUAGUUUCAAAAUGAAGUCUUUAAAAAAAAACUCGUUCAUUCUCAAGUUUGGGAUGAGAACGAACUUUGAAUGUUAAUUUUUAUGGAGAAAACGGAGAGCUGAGCGGAACUCUGUUGCCCUCUCGCUCUUUCUCUCUUGUUGAUUUGCAUUAAAUCCCAGCGCUCGUUUCCUUCUCUUCACUUUGCCGGUUUGUGUUCAGAACGAGUGUGUAUUCACACCACAGACGACCUUUGGUCCUCGUGUAGUCGUGAGAGAGCAAAACACACUCCUGCACCUCUACAUGCUGUUGCUUUACGUUGCCACGAGGUCUGCCUUAAAAUGUUUUCAGCUUUGUAUUGUUAUUAUUUUUUUCUUUUUGCAGUGCCGAUUAGGUUUGAAGAUGCUCAGUAAGUUUGAAGAUGUUAAAAGAAAUCAAUAAUUAAUUAAAAACUGAGUAAUGUAAAAACGACAAA